Molecule: messenger RNA, 6425 nt
Organism: Toxorhynchites rutilus septentrionalis
Lineage: Eukaryota; Metazoa; Arthropoda; Insecta; Diptera; Culicidae
Product: adenylate cyclase type 6
Exons: 17
Coding region: 1082-5425 (1447 amino acids)
Biological process (GO): adenylate cyclase-inhibiting G protein-coupled receptor signaling pathway; cAMP biosynthetic process; adenylate cyclase-activating G protein-coupled receptor signaling pathway
Cellular component (GO): plasma membrane
Molecular function (GO): adenylate cyclase activity
Source: RefSeq, a predicted model, not a curated record
CGUCGCGCUGUGUGAACGCGUGCCCGUAGUGACUGCGGAUCAGGAUAAGAAGUGUGCUUCCCUUUCCUUGGAUCAAAACAGUUAGGGGUAUGCAUCCUUGUAAUAUUGGAACUCAGCUGACGCUGUGCCAGUGACGGUGGUGGGUGAGCUUGUCGAUAGGAAGUUUCGUUUGAUGCACUUAAUCACCUGUUGGAGUACUGGUUUUUUCUGCAGUCGUAUGGUGGUGAGUUGUGGAAUCGGUGCCAGAUUGUAGCGCGUUGAAUCAAAGCGGAUGCUGAAUUCCAUCAAAGGAUGUAUUUUCGACGGGUGGAGUGUAUUUACAGUGGAAGAGCAGACUAAAAACAGACGAAUACUGAGCAUUUCAGGAAUAGAUUCUAGUCUCUGCAUGUUCUGAGUCGGUUUAAAUAAAUAUGGUUGAUGUUAGCAAAAUAAAUAUUAUCUGUGUAAAUCUAACGGAAGCUUAUGUGCGCGUGGGGUUUUGAACGAAUGUUUCAAUUGUAGCAGAGAUAACAUGUAAAGAGAAGCUCCGGCGAAGAUAAAUAACCUUAUUCAGCCAUCGCUUUUUUCUAAACCCUUUGAUGUGUAUAAAUUCUCCGGCGUGUGGUUUAAUUGUUAUCAGUGUUUACAUAAAGUACAGUAGUUCCUGUUAGUGAAUAAUUGAGAGAAAAAUAUUCGGCAAAUUCUGGUGAUUUAUCUGAGUGUGUUCAGCUGAUGUGAAUGCAAUCUAUGUAACCUUACUACAGUGUGUAGCAAGCUGUAGAAUAGAAAUUUAUAUCUUGUGAAAAAUAUGAAUGAAGUCAUGUUCUGGAUGCUGUGAUUGCUCGCUCAUCUAAUGGUCUAUAGAUUGUAGCGCCUGCCUGCUGGGACAGCUACUGUUUGAGGUUUAUAUCAAUGAAAAAAUAAGGAUCGUGCCGUGAAGCGCCAUUUCCCGACAGAACAAAUUUCCAAACAGUUUCCAUCCGAAGUGUGAGUGCUGCCGACCUGCACGGUUCACACCAAGGACCGUGGGGGUUAUCUUGUGUCACCAAAGAGGAUAGCUAGAGAGAGAGAGAGCGAGAACGUUAGACUGCCGCCGUAAGCCAUGACAUCCCCCUUACCGCUGCUGCGUUCGUUCUCAACGGAAAACCAAAACCGAGACUGGUGCAAGCGUUUCUCGCUGCGAGCCAAUCGGAAGGCCGCCACCGAUGGAAAGCUGGACUUUGCCACUAUUCGGAAGAACAAGUUCGCUCGGCGCUGUUCGUCCCUCCGCCAGCAGCCAACCGAGCAGGCCGCCUCCAAUGUGACGCUCGAGCUGGCAAGCGCCUCGCCCGCCCAAUCGAUGACCAUCCACGAGAACAAUUCCCCCAAAAAGCCAAAGUGGGAGGUGAUUGAACACUUCAAGAGCAGUACACGCGGCCAGGAAUCGAUCAGCAGCAGUUUGAUUGCGGCGGGAGUAACGGCGUUCAAUUUAGAUGACACCACAUCCAAUUACUCUGGAACGGCGUCAAUCCGGAAAAAGAGCUUCCAGAUUUAUGGUGCGGGAGCAGCGCCAGACGAACUCGAGCCGCUGAAUAGUGGCAGCCACAAUGUGGCAAACGAUGCCGACGGGACGUGCGACACGACCCGGUGUUGGAACCACGCCAAAUGUUUAUUCAACGGAAUCAUCUGCUCGCACAAGUUCAAGAACGUUCAGGUUGAAAUGCUGUAUCAGCGAUACUUCCUACGGAUGAACCAGAGCAACGCGGUGCACAUCGUGUGGCUUCUUCUAGGAUUAAUUUUUAUCUUAGCGUUAAUACACCUAGUGUUUACCUUCAUCCUGCAACAAUCGCUUGAAAGCUGCAACGGCUACGAGGGAUUCAGUGGUCCCUUUGAUCGUUCGAAUUCGUCCUUAUCGUCGUCGCCCUUUCCGCCAGCAUCGAUAGUGUCCCCGCCAGCUGUCCUGCCGGGUUCCAUCGGGGAUCCAUCGUUCGCAGGGAGUUUCAAUGAUAGCAAUUUUCCCGCGUCAAGGGAACAACAUACAAUGGCAGCCGCUCGUAAUGUUGCCAUUUUCAGCAAUUAUGGUGAUGAUGCGUUCAACGUUAGCGACACCGGUGGGGGUGGGGACGAAGGCGGGGGAGGAGGAAAUAUAUUGUCUUCAGCGACAAGUGAAAGUGAGCUCAGCGAUGAUUCCGAAAAGGUUGUGAGCGGUGGCGGGAGUGAUGAUGUGGUUCGCCGAAGACGGAAAGUUCAGAUAAGUGAAAGUUCCCACCACAAAUGGUUUCCUUCCGCUGGGAGGCUGGAUCCUGUAGGUGACGAGCGUGACGAUAAUGUUAACCCCGCUGUAAUUAAUCACGAUGGUGCGGUUGAGGGAACGGGCCAACGAGGAGAGACCAGGAGGCCGAGAAGAAGUCAAUCCAAUGGUGAUAGUGAAAGCAAUGCGGUUGAAAGCGGUGACGAGAUGAAGAGAUAUUGGAAUAGCGAGGGUAGAACUGGAAUAAGCCAGACAAACGACCGCCGUAACAGUAAAAGUGAUAUUAUCGCCGCAUCCAUCAACGGUGACAUCGACUACGGGCAGUCCGGAGAGUUCCAGGAUCAGGCGGCGCAACUGGUGACGAUAUCGACCCAACUGAACGAAACCGACGCCGGUGACGGUGAGCUGAGUCUAUGCAGUCGCGACUAUUUUACCCUGCUCAAGGAUAACAUGACCCAGCUUAUCCUGCUGGGCAUUUGCGCAACCGUUUACGCCCUACUGCUAAUGUGUCUCUACAAAAAGCGCAUCAACGAAAUCUACCUGUUUCAGGUGUCGUACGUGAUUAUGGUGACGCUGCUGGCGCUGGACGUCUGCUUCAGCUUCACCACUUCCGCUAAAAAAUUCACAUCGUCCGGAGGCUGCACCGUGAUAGCGAUCUACAUUACCUACACAAUGCUGCCCAUUCGGUUAAGGGAGGCCGUCGUGGGGGGCACCCUGCUGUCUCUCUCGCAUAUCCUGCUGACCUUCGCCAUGAGCGAAUCGGAUGACCACGAGGUGCUCUUUUCGGACCUCAUAACGCUGGGCUGCACGAACGCAACUGGCAUUCUGCUGCAUUGGCCAAAGGAGAAAUCCCAGCGAAAUGCGUUCAUGGAAACACGUCAGUGCGUUGAGGCGCGGCUGAGAAUCCAGCGGGAAAACCAGAAGCAGGAGCAGCUGCUGCUCUCGGUGCUGCCGCGGCACGUGGCGAUGGAAAUGAAAAACGAUAUUGCCGGCCAGCCACGGGAAGAGGCCCAGUUCCACAAGAUUUACAUCCAACGGCACGAGAACGUGAGUAUACUAUUUGCGGACAUUUGCGGUUUCACGAGCCUCUCAGAUCAGUGCACGGCGGAAGAAUUGGUGCGACUAUUGAACGAGUUGUUCGCUCGGUUCGACCGGUUGGCCCAAGAACAUCACUGCCUGCGGAUAAAGCUACUGGGCGAUUGUUACUACUGCGUGUCCGGAUUGCCGGAAGCGAGGCCGGACCACGCGAUGUGUGCCGUUGAGAUGGGUCUGGAUAUGAUCGACGCCAUUGCAUUGGUCAGGGAGGUGAUGGCCGUGAAUGUGAACAUGCGAGUUGGCAUUCACACGGGGAGGGUUCACUGCGGGGUGCUGGGGCUUAAGAAGUGGCAGUUUGAUGUGUGGUCGAACGAUGUGACACUAGCGAAUUACAUGGAGAGUGGAGGCGUUCCCGGUAGGGUUCAUAUUACGAAGGAAACGCUCAGGUGUUUGGGUGAUCACUACGAAGUGGAAGAAGGUCAUGGGGCCGAUCGGAACAACUAUCUGAAAGAUCACCAGAUCCAAACCUAUCUGAUAGUUCCUAAGGAGUCGUAUCGGGCGCACACCAUGUCCAAGCAGUCAUCCUCCGUAAACGGAAACGUUUCCAAGGAGUUGCGGAUGAUGGGCCAUUGGUCGAAAAUGGGUUUCAAUGAUAAGCAGGAGCCAAAAAGCACCGAGGAGGAAGUGAACGAGUAUUUGAUCAAGGCGAUCGAUGCGAGGUCGAUCGACAGGUUACGUUUGGAUCACUGCAAGCGCUUCCAUCUGACCUUUAUCAAGGAUGAAAUCGAAAAAAAGUAUUGCCGAGAGCCAGAUCCGAUGCUGAAUGUGUACUUCUACUGCAGCAUCAUAAUUUUCUUCGGCAUUAUGUCGAUUCAGGUGCUGGUGUUUUCGAUGGACCGGUACAGCUAUUGGGUGUACGGAAUCCUAACCGUGAUUCUACUGCUGUCAUGUGUUCCAGUCUUCUCGAGGGAAGAUACAAAAAUCUCCAAUUUCUUCCGGGUGAUGUCUCAGAAGAUUCACGGCCGUCGGGAAAUUGCCCAAGUGAUAUCGCUCUGUGUGGUAGUUACUGUGAUAUGCUCAUCUUACUACAAAUUGACUUUUAUUUUCUAUCUGUCUCUUACCGGCGAGUAUUCUCUUGUGCGGCCUAAUAACUGUAAAGAAUCUAAAAUUGUUAAUAUUUUGCUACUUUUAACAUUGCUUGCCUUACUGACCUGUGCGGUCCAUCAGUUUAUCAAGAUUCUGUUCAAGAUCAUCCUGUUGGUGGUCAUUAUGGUGUGCUACGUCACCUCGAUCGUAGUGCUGGCGCUGAUUUUUGAUCUUCACUGCGAGCCAUGGUUCCUAACCACAGAGCGCUUUCUCAUCGAUGUGGCCUUCCUGGUGGUGUUCGUGAUAGGUCAAAUCAUGCACAGCCAACAGACGGAGAUAACCAGGCGGCUGGAUUACAUCUGGAAGCUUCAGGCCACCGAGGAGAAAGAAGAUAUGGAACAUCUGCAGGCUUAUAACCGGAAGCUGCUGGCGAAUAUCCUGCCGGUGCACGUGGCCGACCACUUCCUGCGACGGGAGAAGAAUAUCGAGGAGAUUUACCACGAGCAGUGCGACAAGGUGUGCGUUAUGUUCGCUUCGAUACCGAACUUCUCCGAGUUUUACAUCGAACUGGAAGGGAACAACGAAGGGGUCGAGUGUCUUCGGCUGUUGAACGAAAUCAUCGUUGACUUUGACGAGCUGCUGGCACUGGAUCGGUUUCGGUACGUGGAGAAGAUCAAGACGACGGGUUCCACCUAUAUGGCUGCCUCGGGCCUAACGCAGGACAGCUCGGACCCGACGGAUUUUGCCUAUGUCAUCGCAAUGAUGGACUACGCCCUCGAACUGUUUCAGAAGAUCACCGACGUGAACGAACAUUCCUUUAAUAAUUUUCGGAUGAGAAUAGGUAUCAACAUUGGUCCGGUGGUGGCUGGGGUCAUCGGAACACGGAAACCCCAAUACGACAUCUGGGGCAACGCGGUGAAUGUUGCUUCUCGAAUGGACUCCACCGGGGUCAUGGAUCACAUCCAGGUCACGGAGGAUGUGUUCGAGGCAGUGAAGGACAAAACUUACAAUCUAACCUGUCGGGGGACUAUCAACGUGAAGGGGAAAGGCACGAUGGUCACCUAUUUGAUGCCAGGAAUCCCCAAAGAACCCUAGAACCAUAUGAAAUCAGUGAGUGAUUAGAUGUUUUAGAGCAUACACACACAUUCACAUACAUUUCCGUCGUUAGAAGGAUGAUUAUAUUCAGUUGCUGACCAUUUUGAAUUCCUGCGCAACCGAAAGUAUUCUGAAACAUAUCAGUUAGUUUAACGGUACAGUAGCUUUUUCGUCUAUAAUUACACCGACCAGUAUCCACUAACUACAAUGCAAUGGACUGAUUCUUAGCAGCACUAGAACACAACCAGAAUGUAGCAAUCAAUCAUAGUUUAUACAUCACCCGUAGAAUUGAGUAUUUACAUAAGCAAAAACCCAAAAGCAACACAAAACGAAUAACGAAACGGUGAAACAGGAACAUUUGCUACAAAAAGAAAACCAACAUAAACUUUAUGUAAACGUUAGGGAGCUAAAGGGAGCAACGGUACGAAUACUAAACGGUGGGAAGAGAGCAGGUGCAAAUAGGCUGUCAAUCAGAUAAGAUGAAGAUAUAAUCGCCGCAGGAAUAAUGAAAUCACAAGAAUAAAAACAGAGAACGAUGAAGCUGAUGACGGUGGGUUUCUAUUAGCAGUAAAUGACUAGGUGGUACUCUGCGAUAGCUUAGUUGGGUAGGAUGCAAAGCAUAUUUUUGGAGCACCUUUUGAGGCCGGAGAGGGCGCUAACGAAAGAAAGGGAGAUGAAAAAAAAAGUUUAUUUGCUUCCUGCCUUUGGUAGGUAGUUUCAUUCUUCGAGAUAAUCAGAGCGGUGAAUGGCUGCUUGCGUAAGUGUGAUUCCAACGGGCUUUUUGAGUAGCUAUGUUGUUUCCGUUCGUUUUACCAAUAUGGAAAAAAAAAACUACUAAAUGAACCCUUAAAGGGUAAAUCGAAAGCUUAAAAAGUGAAAAUGAUAGUAUAAACAUUGUUGGGAUUAGAUGGAAUUUAAAAAUGUCGGAGCCAAAGAGAACAAUUUCUAGUAUUAUUCUUCUAUAAGGAUCUAGUCGGAUAAGACGAUUAAAGUGUUACAA